This is a messenger RNA of Microcebus murinus (gray mouse lemur), 3582 nucleotides long. NCBI's taxonomy places the organism in Eukaryota, Metazoa, Chordata, Mammalia, Primates, Cheirogaleidae. The record is from RefSeq and is a predicted model, not a curated record.
UGCCCACGCAGGGUAUCCAGUGACCACGCAGUCCCCGGGACCACCUGCCUGCCUUCCCCAGCCCCGGGCGGGACUCGGCCCCUUCCUGCCCUGGCGCAGCCUGGAGGAGGGGUGGGGGCCACGACUUCCUAACCGGCCUGGGCCACAGGAAGGGGCUUAGGACCUGGUGCAGGGGCUGCAGCUUGGAGAGCAGGCCAGGGAGUCCUGCCAAGGGUUGGGAUUGUGGUUCUCAGGCCCCUGCAGCUGACCAUGGAGGACGCCAGUGAGGACCCCACCGUUUUCACUGCCCACUCUCUGCCCAGUGACCCCCGGCUCUUGGCCACCGUGACCAACGCAUACCUGGGCACACGUGUGUAUUAUGACACGCUGCAUGUGAGCGGCGUGUACAAUGGGGUCGGGACGGACACACACCGAGCGGCUCUGCCCAGCCCCCUCAACGUCCGGCUGGAGGCUCCUGCAGGGAAGGGGGGACAGCUGACGGAGACCUUUGCCCUGGACACCAGCACAGGUUCCUUUCUGCACACCCUGGAGGGCCCCAGCUUCCGGGCCUCCCAGUGCAUCUACGCCCACCGCACACUGACCCAUGUGCUGGCCUUCAGUGUGUCCAUUGCCCGUCAGACCGAGGGGCACGAGCCUGUCACGGUGCUGCUGCGGUCGGCCUUCUCCCCAGAAAGCCCAGACCUGGACCUGCGCCAGGGUCCUGACUUCCAGGGAGCCCGGUACCUCUAUGGCCACACCCUCAGCCCUGAGCAGCCUGGAGGGCCGCAGCAGGAGGUGCACAUGCUGUGGACACCAGUGCCUCCAGCCCUGACCCUGGCGGAAGGCCAGGAAGAUGGGACCUGGGACUUCCUGACGGUGGUGGGCAGCAGCCAGGCCGAGGCCCAGGCCUGCCUCGCUGAGGCCAUGCAGCUGCAGGCCGGGGGUGCUCUGUACAGCACCCACACACGGGCCUGGGCGCAGCUCUGGGCAGGCCGUGGCCUGGACGUGGCAGGGCCCCUGCCCCUGCGCCAGGCCCUGCGUGGCUCCCUCUACUACCUGCUCAGUGCCCUGCCCCCGCCCGGGGCCACGGAGUACAUCUGCCAUGGCCUCAGCCCCGGUGGCCUCUCCAACGGGAGCCGUGAGGAAUGCUACUGGGGCCACGUCUUCUGGGACCAGGAGCUCUGGAUGUUCCCGCUGGUCCUGAUGCUGCACCCAGAGGCGGCCAGGGCCAUCCUGGAGUACCGGGUCCGGACGCUGGGCGGGGCCCUGCAGAACGCCCACAACCUGGGCUACCAGGGAGCCAAGUUCGCCUGGGAGAGCGCGGGCUCCGGCCUGGAGGUCUGCCCCGAGGACAUUUACGGGACGCAGGAGAUCCACAUCAACGGGGCGGUGGUGCUGGCCUUCGAGCUGUACUACCACGCCACCCAGGACCUGCAGCUCUUCCGGGAGGCCGGCGGCUGGGACGUGGUCAGCGCCGUGGCGGAGUUUUGGUGCAGCCGCGUGGAAUGGAGCCCCAGGGAGGAGCAGUACCACCUUCGGGGAGUCAUGCCCCCCGACGAGUACCACGCCGGAGUCGACAACUCCGUGUACACCAACGUGGUGGCCCAGAACAGCCUGCGCUUUGCUGCUGCCCUGGCCUGGGACCUGGGGCUACCUGUCCCCAAGCGGUGGCUGGAGGUGGCUGACAAGAUCAAGGUGCCCUUCGACCAGGAACGGAACUUCCACCCCGAGUUUGAUGGGUACGAGCCUGGUGAGUGGACCCUGGGCUCCCACAGACCCCCCUCUGUCCACCCGGAGGCCCCGCCGCCCCCGUCAGCAGCCCCUCCCUUCAGGAGAGCAGGUGAAGCAGGCGGACGUGGUGCUCCUGGGGUACCCGGUCCCCUUCUCCCUGAGUCCCGAUGUGCGCAGGAGAAACCUGGAGGUCUACGAGGCCGUGACGUCCCCCCGGGGCCCCGCCAUGACCUGGGUGAGCAGCUGCGGGGUGGGGGGAGCCUGCCCACCGGCUUCCGUCUCCCCUCCCCACACUGCGGGCCUCACCCCAGCCUGUCCUCUGACCUCUGCCCCCAGAGCAUGUUCGCGGUGGGCUGGAUGGAGCUGAAGGACCCCGAGCAGGCCCGGAACUUUCUGGACAGGAGCUUCGCAAACGCGGCUGAGCCCUUCAAGGUGUGGACGGAGAAUGCGGACGGGUCGGGAGCCGUGAACUUCCUGACCGGCAUGGGCGGCUUCCUGCAGGCCGUGCUGUUCGGGUGCACGGGGUUCAGGGUCACCAGGGCAGGCGUGACCUUUGACCCCGUGUGCCCGGCCGGGGUCCCCAGAGUAUGCGUCUCUGGCAUCUUCUACCGGGGGAACAAGCUCAACUUCUCCUUCUCCGAGGACUCCGUGACGGUGGAAGUUACAGCCCAGCCGGGGCCCGGGGCAGCCCCACUGGAGGCCGAGCUUUGGCCGUCGGGGGCUCAGCUGCCUCUGCGGCCAGGAGAAAAGAUCUCCUUUCCUCGCUCUGCUGGCCGGAUACAGAAGUCAGCCCCGUAGCCGCCCGUAGGCCCCAGCUCUGGGAGUGCGAGACACCUGCCGCGGAGCCCAGGGCACCCUCCACUCCACCCCUGUCCCUCCAGCCCUGCCGAGUGCCUCGCGCGGAGCCCCGCUCCUGAGCAGCCGGGCUGCAGGCCCCAGCGUCGUCUCCUGGGCCUCCCUCUGGCCACCCUCCACGCCCACUGCUCCUCGACAUGCUCCUGGCCUGCCGUCCACCCGCCGUCCACCUGCAGACAGGCUCACGGGAAGGUCCAGGUUGCUUGGCCUGAAGUUCAAGGCCGUCUGCCUCUAGCCUGAGCCCCCCCAACUCCCUGGGCAGGGGGCGCAGGUCUGCCCCUGUGGAAUGACGGGACCCCAACCUCCUCUCGGCACCCCUUUUCGUGGCUUUCCCAGGACGCCUUCUUGAGCUUCUGCUGAGCCUGAGCCUCACCUCUCGUCCCACCCUCUCCUUUCCUGGGCACCACAGUCCACAGGGCCACGUGGGGAGCGGCCAGCGGCUCUGCCAAGAGGCAGAGGCAGGUGCAGGCCUCCGUGGGGACAGCAGGGCAAAGGGCCUGCAUGCAGGAAGGGGCCUCGGCCACCUACAGAAUUACUCAGUUGCAGCUUUGCCAAAAAGGAACUUUCCAGGUCAUGCCCUUGAGGAGCAGGCAGGGCUGGGCCCCAAGCUCACAGGGCAUCGUGGGGAUUUAAUCUCCUCCAUCCUGGCCUCCCUGCCUCCGGCACGGAGAAGGUGGGGUGGCAGCCUUUCGGAAGGGAAGUGGGGAGGUGGGGCCCGUCACCAGGAAAUGGGACAGGUGUAUGUGACAGCAAGACCCCGAAUUGCUCCGCUGACCAGCUGGAGGGGCCAGAGCCCACCGUGCUGGAUUCGAGGCCAUGGCCCUGGCCCUUUUGUCCUGGGUGGGCCCCCCAAUGCCAGAGGCUCUGUGCAGCCUCUGCUCCUGGACCUCAGUCCCUGGGGUGGCCAUCAGCGGUUCCCCAAAAAGGGAGGAGAGAGAGCCUUUUGCAAAGUCCUGAGGGAACCGAGCCCCCUGCCCUGGUCAGCCUGAGGAAUAAAAGUUUGGUGCCGAGGAAAGC